Molecule: messenger RNA, 1698 nt
Organism: Budorcas taxicolor (takin)
Lineage: Eukaryota; Metazoa; Chordata; Mammalia; Artiodactyla; Bovidae
Gene: CCDC77
Product: coiled-coil domain containing 77
Exons: 12
Coding region: 57-1535 (492 amino acids)
Cellular component (GO): centrosome
Source: RefSeq, a predicted model, not a curated record
GUUUUUCUGUUGGGCUCUUGGUGUCUGCAGCUCCAGACAGGGUGUGAAAGGACAGCAUGAACUUUACCCCGUCGCAGUCCCCUGUCUGCAGAAAGCCUGCAGCUGUCCACAAGCAUGAGGCUGCUGGCAGCUUCAGCAGCCCCACCAGGUGGAAGGGUGUGUCCUUCUCCGAUUCUGUACAGUCGACUCCCCUACCUUCCGUGGAGGAUCGCCUGGCUGUCCUCUGCCCUUCUCAGGAGCUUCUGGAGUAUUAUCAGAAGAAGAUGUCUGAGUGUGAGGCAGAGAACGAGGAGUUGUUGAAGAAGCUGGAGCUGUACAGGGAGGCAUGCGAGGGGCAGCAUAAACUGGAAUGGGAUUUGCAGCAGCGGGAGGAAGAGAUUGCUGAGCUGCAGAAAGCUCUGAGUGACAUGCAGGUCUUCCUCUUCCAGGAGCGAGAGCACGUCCUACGCCUCUACUCAGAAAAUGACCGCCUAAGAAUCAGGGAGCUAGAAGACAAGAAGAAGAUUCAGAAUCUCUUGGCUCUUGUGGGAACAGACACUGGAGAAGUGACCUAUUUUUAUAAGGAGCCUCCCAACAAAGUCAGCAUUCUCCAGAAGACUGUCCAGCCUGUAGAAGUACGUGAAAAGAAUGAGUCUUCAGCUCUCAGAGCAGAUUCUAAAGGCAGCAGGAGGAAAUCAGCAGGGAGAGAAAAGGAGGUGAGCCCUGGGCUGCAUCAGAGAGACGUCCAGACCCUCGCCCUGCAGGUGGAGGCACUGCAGGCGCAGCUGGAGGAGCAGACCCGGCUCUCGCGGGAGCAGGUGGCAGGGCUCAUGGAGGAGAGGCGGAUCCACGUCGAGGAAGUGCAGGUUCAUCAGCAGAGAAGCCGGGACAGAAUCACAGAGCUCACCAGAAGUCUCCACCACACCCAGGAGCUGCUCUACGAGAGCACCAAAGACUUUCUGCAACUCAGAUUUGAAAACCAAAAUAAGGAGAAGUCCUGGAUGCUUGAAAAGGAUCACUUGAUGUCAAAGAUUAAGGAAUACAGGGUGCAGUGUAAGAAGAAAGAAGAGAAAAUGGGGAAAAUGUGGCUAGUUCAUGAGAGUCAUCACAACCAAAAUGAAUAUAUUAAGUCCCUAAAGGAUAAGCUCAUACAAGAGAGAAGGCUGUCCAGCAUGUACCAAGAGCAGUGCAUUUCCCUGGAAGAAGAGCUGGCCCGGAUUCGUGAGGAGGAAGGAGCAAGGAGAGAGAUCUUUAAGGACCGCACCAGCAAGAUGGGGAGACGCCUGCAGGCCAUGACUAAGCGCUAUGAGGCCUUGGAGACCCGGCGUGUCUUAGAGGUAGAAGGCUUUAAGACAGACAUUAAGAUUCUCCGGCAAAAACUAAAAGACGUGGAGCAGAUACUUUAUAAGGCCACACUCAACGCCCAGGCAAACCAGGAUCUUGCCAUUCUGUGUGAGGUUCGUGAUAGCAAUCGACUGGCACACAAGAUACAGGGAGAACUGAGGAACCUCAAGUCCAAAGUGUUUGGUCUAGAGAACGAACUUAGGCUAUGCUGAUAUUACAUUUUAGGAAUGGCACAGGUCUGGAGUAGGUCUGCUUCCUGAAAUUCAAGGAGAAGGUCAUCCACUCCCAGAAACCAUAGGCGCAGAGUUGUCCAGAGUAGUGGUGUCCGUUGUUAUGAAGACAAGGGGAAGAAUCAACUUUUUUUUUGUAUUCUAA